Molecule: messenger RNA, 3549 nt
Organism: Triticum aestivum (bread wheat)
Lineage: Eukaryota; Viridiplantae; Streptophyta; Magnoliopsida; Poales; Poaceae
Product: NAC domain-containing protein 2
Exons: 1
Coding region: 151-1239 (362 amino acids)
Biological process (GO): regulation of DNA-templated transcription
Molecular function (GO): DNA binding
Source: RefSeq, a predicted model, not a curated record
GGCCACAAGCGGAAACGCGCCAAGUCCCCGACCCCAACCCCCAACACAGCUCGCGCGUCCAUAAAACUGGAUCCGCCGCCGACGCCUCUCCCUGCCCCUGCCUCCGGCGCGUCCCCCUCCUCCUCGCCUCCCUCAAACCCUAGCCCGCCCAUGGCGUCGCCGCCGCUCCCCGGCUCUUCCUCCUUCUACUCAAGCGAGGACGAGCUCGCCUCCCUCCCGUACCCGUCGUUCGAAUGGGGGGGAGCUGGUCGCCGCGUCUCUCCGUACCACCCGCCACCGCCGCAAACCCUAGCCCAUGGCGUCGCCGCCGCCUCCCUCCUGCCCCCCCGCGCGUCACCCACCUCGCCUCCGCCCAUCGCCUCGCCGCCGCCUCCUCCUGAGCCCGCGCCCGGCUUUGCCUUCUGCCCGACCGACAGCGAGCUCGUCUCCUUCUACCUCCGCCCAAGAAUCUCCGGCCAGCCCCUCCCGGACGCCGCCAAGCAGUUCUUCCACGAGGCAGACGUAUACGCCACAGAUCCGGCUUCCCUCGUCUCCGGCCGCCUGCCAGGACCGGCGAGGGCUCAAGGGGAGAGCAAGAACUGGUACUUCUUCAGCCUCGUGAAGCCCAAGAGCGCCCAGAAUAGCCGCAAGUCUCGGACCGUCGGAGGAGGCAAGGGCACAUGGAAACAAGAGCGAGGGAAUGACGUCGUCGACGCCGAGGGCCACGCCGUCGGCCGCUUCGAGAAGUUCACCUACACACCCAAUCCCAAGGAAGACAAGAAGCCGCCGGAGUGGCUCAUGAUGGAGUUCAGCGUCGGUCAGGAAGACGGCGGCCAGCCGAGGCCGGUUCUUUGCCUCUGCAAGAUCUACCAGAGCCCGCGAUUCCUCAAGUCCGCCUCCAAGAACUCCGCGUCCGCGCGCAAGAGGAAGACGCCGGACGACGGCCCUCGGCUUUCUCCGUCAUCUCUGCACGCGUCUGCGCCCAAGAAGAGCAAGCCCCCCAUGGACGAAUCAUCCGCAGCCAGGCGGCAGCUCCUGUUUCCGUCGUUGCUUCCUCCAUCAAAUCUGCCGCCGCCCGUGCCUUCGCCCCCUCCUUCCGCACCAAAUCCCGUGGUGGAACUGGAAGACGACUUGGCGAAGAUUCUUGCGGACCCAGAGAUGAACUGGUCCUGGGAAGAGCUAUCUGCGCCCUUGCCCUGCUCAAUGACGGCAGUGGCACCGGCCCUGCUGGGAUCCUGCCAUGGAAGUCAGUGCGCCUAACAGAGUUCUUGCAUACAACGGCCAUCUCUGAAGAUGUUCACCUCCGGCCUCUCUACUGCUUCAGUUAUUCGGCUAAGUCACUUAGUUAAACUAGUCACAGCCUUUAGUGUUACGCUUACUGUUUGCUAAAGGCAAUUCAUAAGCAUUAUACUCUAUUAGUCUAUAACAUAUACUCUACGACAUCAUGGCUCAGUUUUGGGAGCAAUAUAUCAUGCCAAAUUUUGUAGCUUCUCACCCGAGGGCAGUUAUGAAUUACUUUUGACUCUUGGCUGUGCAUUCUGUGAUGGAAUUACUGUUUGGUAUGGUAUCUUAACUAGGACAUGAUAUGUCCCCAAUCCUCCACUGUUAGGUUUGAUGAUAUCUUGUGUUGUGCAAUAUGGAUCUUAAUUUCUGCAGUACAUAAAUGUCAGCUGAACCUUGUUUCCCCUUUUCUCAAUUUAGCACUGCUACUGAUUCGUUGAAUAUAUGCCGUGUCCUGUUGUUCUCCAUAAGCUUUGUUAAUUCUGCAGUACCUCUGUUCUAGGCUAGAAACAGUUUAGUUUUGCUUACCAGGGGCUGGAACUACUGUAUGCUGCAGCCGGACUUAUGAAUGCUCAUCUGUUUUUUCUGAAUACAGUCGGACUUAUGAAUGUUCAUCUGUUUUUUGUGAAUGCAGUCGGACUUAUGAAUGUUCAUCUGUUUUUUGUGAAUGCAGCCGGACUUUUGUAACUUUUUUCAUCUGUUUUUUCUGAAUGCAGCCGAACUUUUGUAACUUCUUUCUUGUUGGAUUUCUGGGCAUUACUGUAGAAUGGUCAAAAUUUGUAGCUCUACUGCUGAGUGAACUGAAGAUGUGCUUGGUAUUUUACGUGUGCUCAGAACUUAAAUAUGUGUUUUGUUUAUAAAAUAAAAAUCCUGACACAAUUUGUGGCUGCUGUUUUCUAGAUGGGUCUUGUACAUUCAGUAUUUUUUUGCCUGACACUUUAACAUACAUCAUAUGUUGUUUGGAGGAUACAGGUGUUGUUCAUUGUUGGAUUUCUGGGCGUUACUCCACAACGAUCUUACAGAAUCUGUAGUACAAUUGCACAUAAAACUUUCUGACACAAUAUGCAGUUCCCUUUUCUAAAUUGUUUUUUUUUUAGAUUCAGAUGAUUACACAGUUUUGCUUGACAGGUGUUUCUCUUUUGCUGCUGGAACUUGGAACAUAGACCAGACUUGGGUGAGAGUCACACUCUAAUCACAGGUGAUCCAUGGAACAUCAGAUACUUUCAAUAAAAUUCUUCUUCACCUCGGCUCGCACUGCUGACACGAAUGUGGGACAUGUUCGGUUUCUUCUCUGAAGAAGAGAUGGUGCUUCAGUUGAGCUCCUGCCGACAUGGAUACACAUGGGCCCAGAGGAUCGGGUUGGGGGCCCAGUGAUGAAAACCUCAGGACUCAUAGAGGGAUUAGUGAUGCAAGCAAGUUGUAGUUGGUUCAAAAGAUUGGGCUUUAAAUUCUUGGACUUAGGAUUGCAGUUAUGUAUGAUGCUACAAUUUUGAUCCUGAUGUAGCUGUAAAAGACAAGUGGGAUUGAACUAUCAGAUCAAAUGAGAAAACCUGAGCAUGCGUAUGUUACCGCAGGAUUAGCCAAUUUUGGGCUGUAAAUCCGUACUCAAUUAAGUGUUAUGUUACAAAUUGUUUUGGGAGCAAUAUAUCAUGCCAAAUUUUGUAUCUUCUGAUCUGAUGGCAGUUAAGAAUUACUUUUGACUCUUUGUUGUAUCUUCUGUGAUGGAAUUACUGUUUCCUAUCUUAAUUAGGACAUGUUAUGUACGCUGUUAAGUUUGAUGCUAUCUUGUGUGCAAUGUGGUUCUUAAUUUCUGCAGUGGAUAAUUUCAGCUCAACCUUUUUCCCCCUUUUCAGAAUUUAGCAUGCUACUGAAUCAUUGAAUGUAUGCCGUGUCCUGCUGUUCUCCAUAAGCUUUGUUAAUUCUGCAAAAUCUCUGUUAAGGCUAGAAACAGGUUUAGAGAUUUGCUUACCGGGGUCCAUGGAACUACUGUACGCUGCAGCCCGACUUAUGAAUGUUCAUCUGUUUUUUGGUGUAACGCUCCCUAUAUGAUUGGGUUAUAUGUCUAUCUGUUUUUAGUACGUACUUUUCAUGCACCAGAAGACCCUAUAUUUCUAGCUCUCUGAAUAUUACAUGUACUAGAUGUGCAUUUCAAGUAAGGAGGGUGUACUACUGAACUAUGUCAUCCUAGUUCUGACAAAACAAAAAUGUUCAAAAUGCAGCUAGCUUGGAAUUCUAGGUGAAGUUGGAGUAGCGGCGGCCGACGGCCGUAUAUUGCCCGUCCCGUAUUUU